AAAUCCCACCCACUUGAAAUGAAGAGGUGGGGGAAAAUUGCCAUCUCUGUCGCUUAUACACUAACUUGUUCCCUGUUAAUAGCAUCCUAGUUCACUAUUUGCGCUCUCGUGCUCGGGAAAAGGUGAUGGAGACUGAAAGUUGUCUGUCUUUCUCCUCGCCUCCAAACAGGAUCACGCCGGAGAAUUCACCGGGCUUGGAGCAUAGUUCCGGCGCUUUCUUCCAGUGUGACGACCUCCAAAAGUCUCCGCAUCUUACUCUAGCGCAUCGAUCUGAGUUUUUUAUGGGACGCUACACUGACGGCGGCUCCGCGGACUUUACGCACGGCGUCAGCCCUACAACUCCCCGCGCCUCGCCUGGAAAGCAUACAAAGUAUUUGGAGAAUAUGAACCAGGACCAAAAACCUUCUUCGAUCACUGAGAAGAACUCGUCAUUUUAUGAGACUAAUUCGGAUGCAGGAGAUAAGCCCGUACCCAAGGCCCUUGGAUAUCCCACUCUAGACUCAGAGUGUUGCGGAAAACUGAAAGAGCCGUCCAAUGGGCUGACUGGUGACUCCAUCACUGACUCCAUCGACCUUUCAGGCAAGAACAAGAAGCGGCGAAACCGGACAACUUUCAGCACCUUUCAGCUGGAGCAGCUGGAGAAGGUCUUUCAAAAGACACAUUACCCAGAUGUGUAUGCACGGGAACAGCUGGCAUUGAGGACGGAGCUGACAGAGGCAAGAGUGCAGGUGUGGUUUCAAAACAGACGGGCCAAAUGGAGGAAAAGAGAGCGAUACGGGAAGAUGCAAGAAAUGCCAAACCACUUUGCUGCUACAUACGAUAUCUCCCUUCUCCCUCGCUCCGACUCAUACCAGAUGCAAAAUAGCCUAUGGCCAAGCAGUGCAGGGAUGGGAGGUGCAGGCGGAGCGGUCAGUGGUUGUGUUUUGGGAGUGGAAAACAUGGCAUCAUCCUGUAUGACCCCUUAUCCCCAUCCUCACGGGAACCUGUCAGGGCUCAUGGGUAUGUCUGCAUCUCCAGGCCAUCAUCAUCAUCAUCACCCACCUCACCACCCUAGCAUUAACGGGAUAUACUCACUCCAUGGCUUCCCAGGAAGCCUGGGGCCCCAUUCCUUUGAGCCCGGACCAGAGUCUGAAUACAAGCCGUCAGGACUGGUGGCCCUGCGCAUGAAAACCAAAGACCCGGGGAGCCUGUUAUCCUGGCCAACAUGACCAUGCAGCUGCAACUGCGAUUGUCUUGACAUCACUGAGCCAACUAGCAGUUAGCAUGCCCGCACAUACUGGCAUGUUAGUGUUACUCAGUAACACACAACUGAAAGACACUUUUUUAAUGCUCAAUGUACAUAUCUCUUUUUUUGCAGCCUUCCAGAUAUUUUCACUGCAAUUAAACAUUUUAUGCCUGUACUUUUCUGUGUUGAUCUGUUUCCCUAUGAAAGCAUCUCAUUUGUUUGUGUGUUUGUUGAAAUUCUAUGAGCCAUAAUGGGCUUUGCACACAACUUGCCUUAAUAUAAAAUUCUUCCAGGGAUACUUAAAUUUUUAAAAAUGAUGUCAUUUUAAUUGUCAAAGAGGAUGUGCAACAUUUUUAUUUAAGUAUGUUAAUGUUAAUCUCAUAGUUUCAGUGUAUGCAGUGGUUUAGCCUCAUUAUGUAUAUAUGUAGCCCUAGCCAAUAAAUGAUUUUACAUUUUCUGACUUUCACGACUAAAAACAGCAAAUAAGUUUGUGCUUCUGGUAAACCAUGGCAGGAAUUAAGCAUCUCUGCAUAUAGAUUGCAUUUUGUGUUGCUGAUUGCUUAUUUUAAUUAGGGAUGCAUGAUAAUUUGGUAUCAUAUCGGUUAUCCUAUUGACAUAUAUUAGCUUUUUUGUUUUUGGACUAUAUUAAAUAUCAACUUGUAAAUGAUCAUUUCUCAAAUUUUUAGAUUUAGAUUAACUUAGCCAUUAUCUUACACUCACUUAAAGGUAAUCUUUAAAAACACUAAUAACUUAACACAGUUAAAUGCGAUCUUUAGAAUACCCAUUUUUCAGCCUGAACAUUAUUAUGUUAUGUUGCCAGGAUGUACUUACUGCAUUUAAAAUGAUUAAUUUUAUUUUUUAUUGUUUAUUUUUUUAUUUAUUUAGACAAAAUUGUACAGAAUUUUAAUACCAUCCUCCAUGAAAAUAAUUGUGGUAUCGACAAGAUUUUUAAUAUUCUUCAUAAUUCUAAUCUUGAAUAAUAUCCAGAAUAUGUAGUAAUUAUAACAUAGAUAUUUGCACAGGCUCAGGCAACUUUUGGAUCCAUACAAACAUCUCAUAAAAUUCGAAUACAAAAAAAUAUUUUGUGUGCCGAUUUAUUAAGACUACUAUAGAUAUAGAUACAUGUAAGGUGAAAUGUUUUGUAUUUGAGAGAGUGCAUGGCCAUUUAAUAUGUAUUUUUAAAUGUAUGUUUUGCUGUAGGCUGGCUGUAAAGGCUGUCGUAUGUCACCUGAUACAUCUGCAGCAUGUGACAGCCCUGCUAAUACAAAACCAACUAAGUAACCACAAACUCCUCACUCUCAGACUGAUGAUGGAUUCCAAGGUUUUUCCGUCAACCUUAGGUCUGAGGUCUGACAGCUGGACAGAACCACAAAGCCUAAUGAAUUAUGAAUCAACUUACAUGUUAUGCUACUGUUUAAUUCAAGGGUCUUGGACAAAAAUCAAAUCAUUACUUGAAAAGCAAUGCAGACUCCCAAGUUUCUAAAGCUGGCCAUGUGGUGGAUGUAUUGCAUUAAACAAUUUUUUUUUUGCAUGGUUUUAAAUGCACCUGGUUCUAAAUAACUAAUCAAACUAGUCAAAUUCAAAUUCUGCCUGGUAAAAGCUUUUUUGAACAUUAAAUUCCUGUGAC
Molecule: messenger RNA, 2852 nt
Organism: Cyprinus carpio (common carp)
Lineage: Eukaryota; Metazoa; Chordata; Actinopteri; Cypriniformes; Cyprinidae
Product: homeobox protein aristaless-like 3
Exons: 4
Coding region: 126-1208 (360 amino acids)
Biological process (GO): regulation of transcription by RNA polymerase II
Molecular function (GO): DNA-binding transcription factor activity, RNA polymerase II-specific; RNA polymerase II transcription regulatory region sequence-specific DNA binding
Source: RefSeq, a predicted model, not a curated record